UAUCAGAAUUUCCUAGAGCACGAUAUUUUGGGAGAAGCAUUUGAAGAUGCUCUGGAGGUGUUACAGGAGAAUUCAGCCAGUGGAUAUCAGCAUCCUACAGGUGAGGAAACACAUUUCUGCUGUUGCAUGAGGUGCCAAAAUAUUCUGGAGCUUUGCAAAAAUAGUUAAAAUUGGGUUGGGUAAUUUUCAGGAAUCCAAAUUGAGUUCAGAUUUCAUACAAGCAAACUGCCAAAUUUAAACACAGCUGAGAAUUUAUUCAUUUGGACUGAAGCUUUUAAAUUCUCUCUUUAGUUAAUUGCCCUGAUGGGACUUGUUCAUUAAACCAUGAAUUUUGGAGAACUGACUGCUAGGGAAUUGAAAAAAUCACAGACAAAAAUAUACAAGCCGGAAUACAAAUCUGAACUUUUCCAAUUUUUCUAUUUAAAUGUUAAAGGGAUAUUUCAAGCACCAUACCCACGAAAGUGUGCUGUAGUGGUUAUGAUGCCACGGGUGCCUCUUCCCCACUGUGCAUCCUUUUUACACCAUUGUUGAUACCUUGUAUCAUUCUCGCAACAUCAUACAUGCAGAAAUGACGCAGGGCUUCAUUAGCUAUAUAUUCUCCAGUUUUCCCAUGUGCCCUGCCUGGUUGUAGUUCCUGUUGGGCCUGAAUGAUGCGUUAUACUCAGUUUUGAUUCCCUGGUAUCCUGACUUGGCUUUCCACAUAAAUAUUCUGAUUUUCUCGCCUCUUUGACCCGGUUUUGUUUUCUCCUUUGUCUGAUCUCUGAUGUUCCUUUAUUUUGUCUUGUCUAUGGUUAUUCUAUUACUCUAUGUAAUGUUAAGUCUGGCCAGCUCUAAUGACCAUGACAUCCUCACAUAUUGUCUGUCUAAGGGUGGGUUUGUACAUAUUGUCUGUUUAAGGGUGGUAUGUGUAACUGUGUGUGUGUGUGUGUGUGUGUGUGUGACUGUCUGCCUGUAACUGUGUGUGAAAGGGUGCAGAGAUUUUGUAGAAGAGGGCAGGGGUUUUGUAUUGGGACAGGGGUCUUGUAUAAAGGGGGGCUGAGCAGGGGAUUUGUGGAAGGGGAAUGCAGGGUUUUUGUAGAAGGGGACACUACAGGGGUUUGUCGAAGGGGGCAUGCCAGGGGUUUUGUAGAAAUACAUACAUUGUGCAAUACAUAAAAAAAAGAGGGAGGGGGGAGAGGGAGGUAAGGUGUGCCAAAAACAGGAUCUGUCCUGGGUGCCAAAUGCUCUAGGUACGCCCCUGGCCUCUGCCAUACUUACAUUAACACGGUACUCUUACUAUGCAUGUCACCAUCACAGGGAGCAGUUAUCUCCAAGGGAAUGAACAUUGUUACAGUUCUAGAAAUCUACAUAUGUAGAUGUGAAUCACCUUGUGUAUUAAGCACCUAACUCUUGGAAUCUGUAUACACAUUCCUUAAUCCUGUUAUGAGAGUGCGAUAUUCUCUAGAAUUUUUGUAUUGUUAUGUUUGGGGUACGCUGGUGAUAAAUUACCAUAGUAUCAGCACCUCAUUUCAUUUUUACUCUAGUUGGGUGCCAGCUGCACAAUUUUCUUUAUGUAUGUAUAUGCUUGGGUCUGUUUCUCUGUCUGUUUAUCUAUUUAUCUAUCUAUCUAUCUAUCUAUCUAUAGGUAUUUAUAAUGUUAGCGCGUUCCUCUUCAUUUUUAGUCUGUUGCCCCACCUUGCUUAAAUUAAAAUAAUAAAGUUAGACUAACAUUGAAUCCAGUGGCGUCUCACUCUUGCCACAGCCAUCACUGUUCUUCAUUUGAGAUCAGCCAGUUGGAUGAUCUUGGCCAAUCCAUAGGGGCUAUUGAAGGUGGAACUGCACAUACAUGGUAAUUGCCAUCCUGCCUAAUAGAAUUAUCCUCACAGAGAAGCAUUACAAAAAUUAUUGUAUAUUUAAAGUCUUCAGUUAGAAGUGCAUCUAGUGAUUGAUAGUCACUAAAGGCACACGGACAAAUGUCAACAUUACUGUUCUAGAUAUCAAGGCAACUACCUUAAAGGAACACUAUUGGCAUCAUAACAACUUAAUUUAAAUUAAAUUGUUAUGGUGCCAGGAGGUCCCUGUCACUUCCUUUGCUUUAGGAUUUAAACCUUUUUUUAACGAAUGGUUUAACCACAAAUUUUGCUCUGCAGCACUGUUUCUGUCCCAUCCUCCCUUAGACAGCCAGGGAUGGUUUCUCCUGCUUCUGUAAGCUCCACAGAGCUGACAUCAUAUGUUCCUAUUUAGGAGGGGCAUUCCCUAUUGUGGACCCAUAUUCCUCUGUCCUUCUUUUCAAUCCUAAUGUCUCUCUUUUCUAGGAUCUCUACAUUGUUGACAUGUCUGAUUGGAUAACAGAGCUUCGCAGCAAUUAAUAUGUAGUUAAACUAUAAUAAAUGUGUUUAGAAAUCAGUCUGUGUAAAUAAGAUAUAUUGUUCUUUUUUUAAAUUGCAUUUUAGUUGUAUAAAUCAUUAUUAGGAAGUCACCUAAAACCGGGGCCAGAUUAAGAGCCAAGUGGGCCUGGUGCUUAAAAAUUAUGAUGGGCCGAAUUACAGAAUCUUUUCGAAAAAAAAACACUAGAGCACUCCCAAGUGUCAUGUAUCUGAUGGAGAUGGUGCUGGAGGGAAAGAAAACAGCAGCUAUAAGAAAACACAUACCCUAUGCUAAUCUGUCUCUAAUUUAUGUUUUCAUCUUUCAAGUAGAUCCAUAACCCCUAAUAGCAGUGUCCAGUACAGCAGGAAGUCAAUGGGCGCAGUAAAAGGGUGGGCCACUGACACAAAUCACGUAACCUGCCAAAAGGGGCGAACAUGCCCAAAAAAGGAUUUGAUGCCUAAAGAAUUUGAAGGCCAGCCUGGCAUGAAUGCAUGUCAGGCUGCCUGCCAAUCAUGCAAGCUGGCCAACUAAGGACAUACUACGCAGACAGUAUCCUGAGCUUGACAUAAAUGAGUUUAAUGAUGCGCUCGCUCAAUGCUUUCUAAGGACUGUCCCCUAGCCCUCGCUGGUCCACUUGUCUCCUAACCUUCUUACUAGCAGGCAGAAGCUCCUGUUAUACAGUCUGGGACAGAGAAAAGGUGUAUGUAGUGAGUGUAGAAGAAAGGGAACAUGCCAAAGUGUUAGAGAGACCAAAGUCAGCAUUACGUUAACUAAUUUCAUUGUCAGCCAGUCCACACAAGUUUUGUUCCCAUACAUCCCUCUUAAGUUUCCAUACUUAAGCAAGAGUAUGUGAAAAGUAGUUAAGGUUGCCACCUAUCUUGGAAAAACAUACCGGCCUUAAUAAUUUGCAUAAUUAUUUAUGUAUGGGUGACAUCACAUGAUGUAAAUCACAAGGAGUGACAUAAGAGAAAAUGCUGCAAAAUCACCAAAAAACUACUUACAGUUUGAUUCUGCGGUAUAGAUGGAUUGCUCCCAGUGUCUCCCUGUCUCCCAGUGUCUCAAGUCUCGCACUGUCUCAGUGUCCCUAUGUAUCAAUUUCCCCAUGACUCCUAGUGUCCCUAUGUUGUCCAGUGUCCCCUAGUCUCCCAGUGCCCCCUUGUCUCCGAGUGCCAUCAUGACUCAGUGUCCCCAUGUGUCAAUUACACCAGGUCUCACAAUGUCCCUAUGUAUCACAGUGUCUCAGUGCUCCAUGUCUCCCAGUGUCCCCUAGUCUCUCAGUGUCCCCUAGUGUAAUGUCCCCAGGUCUCCCAGUGACCCUAUAUAUCACAGUUUCCCUAUGUAUCACAAUGUCUCAACGCCACAUGUCUCCCAGUGUCCUCUUGUGUCUCCAUGUCGCCCAGUGUCCCCCAAUAUUCCCGUGUUUCUCAGUGUCCCCUAGUGUCUGUUACCAUGUCUCCCAGUGUCCCCUAAUGUCUGUGUCCCCCUGUCUCCCAGGGUCCCCACAUCACUAGGAACACAGAGGCAUGGGGACACUUAGACAGGGGACAUUGGGAGACCUGGGGACACGGAGAGAAAUGUGGACAUUGAGACACUUGGGGCACUGACACUUGGGGACACAGACACUAGGAGACACUGGGAGACUAGAGGACACUGGCUGGGACACAUAGGGACACUGGAAGACUAGGGGAUACUGGGGGACUAGGGGACACUUGAAGACAUGGGGACACUGAGACACCAGGCAUACUGGCUGGAGGACAUUGGGACAUUGAAACAUUUAGGGCACUAAGAGACAUGGGGACACUAGGAGACAUGAGGACACAGACACUAGGGACACUAAGAUACUUGGGGACACUGAGACACCAGGGACACUGGGAGACAUGGGGACACUGAGACACUAUGGACACUGGGAGACUAGGGGACACUGAGACACAGGGACACUAUCUGUUAGACAUUGGGAAACUGGGAGACAUAAGGACACUGUGUCCUUAGUGUCUCAGUUUCCCCAUGUCUCCCAGUGUCUCUGUUUCCCCACAUGUCUGUGUUAUAAAGUCUCCCAGUGUCCCUUAGUGUCUCAGUAUCCCCAUAUCUCCCAGUGUCCCCUAGUGUCUCAGUGUCCCCAUGUGUCCCCUAGUGUCUCAGUUUCCCCAUGUCUCUCUGCUGCCUUUCCCCCAUCCCACACUUCCCUGAGCUGUAGGCUGUCUCUGCAGGCUGGGAGUUGCUGUCUGGACUCUCUGUAGCCACUCCUCUGCAGAUCAGUGAGUAGAGAUAGGCAGGGUGGGAUAUGCUGGAACUUCCUAGCCCUGCCUCUUUACACACACAGCGACCCCCUACUGGCCAGUGCUGGUAUUGCAUUGUAAUCUCUGUUUAUACUGAGAAAAAUACCAGCAUUUUUAUUGCCAGUAUUAUUGCAGUAUCGGCACCGACCAGGAAGUCUCAAAUUACUGGCUGUGUCAGUAAAAUACUAGCUAGGUGGAAACCCUAAAAUUAGAGUGUAAAAAGAAAAAAAAAAAACUUUUAAAAAAAAUAAUCAAUGGGCCUAUUUCCUGGGCAUGGGCCUGGAGCUGCAGCUCCAUCAGCCCCUAUGUUAAUACGGUCCUGCCUAAAACGUUUCAGAACAGCCCUGCCCUGGGCCUCUCACAACCCUAAAAUUAAAUUGUUGCUCUUUGUCUAUAUGAAAUGUUGUGAGGUAUGUAACAGGCAAUUUUAUUCACUAUCACAAAUAUGACAAAUUCCAUACACAUAAAGCACUUAAGCAAGCUGAAGUACAUUCUCUGUGUGGAGUGUUCGUUUAACAAAGCAGGAGACACAAAAUUCUAAACUGAAUACAAUGGGCAAUAAGGGAAGAAUGUAGACCUCUUUCAGGAAGUGUGUGGAGAGGCUGUGUGAGUUUCUGCCAGGGGAGGUGUGUCUAGCGCUACACAAAGUGAUUUAAUUCCUAAAUGCAAAAAAAUGAGCAGUGAGAUUGCAGGAGCAUGAUCUAUGUGUGUAAAACACUUAAUUAAGCUGAAGUUGCUUUGGCUGCUUAGAGUGUCCCUCUUAUAUAUUAAAAAUGCAUGCUUUUAAAACCACUCAUGCCUAUAAUCAUUUAUUCUAUAGUAAAAUAAUAUAAAAUUAUAUCUAUACACGGUGCUAGCAAAUGUAUAGACUGGGAUAAAAACCUAUUUAAAAAUAGGUCUUUCUCCCACCUGUUAGUCAAAUCACUAGCAUGGACUCUUUGCAGAAGAGAUAACUGACAAGAGAGAGCAGAAAAAAACCCAUACAGAUGGUUCUCCUGCUUUCUAUACAUCUUAUGCACAGAGCAUGCUGGUUAGGUAGUAUAAGAACAGAACUGACCUAUAAGUGUGUUAAUGCCAUAUCAAUAGGAAUCUGUUCAACCCUACCUUGGAGGGGUUGCAGGUUCAAAUCCUGACAGCAUUGGCUCAGCCCUUCAUCCUUCUGAGGUAGUUAAAAUGUGUACCAUUAAAUUGGGUAAUAGUAACCGCAGGAUGUACUUGAAAACCAGAGCAAUCUGAAUGUACGUUUCCUGGUUAAAUACUUUCUUAUUAUUAUGUAUCUCUGUGAUAGACAAUGUAUUUGGGGGGUGGAUGUUUGCCAAAAUUUCAAUGUGAAUGAAUUGUAUUUAUUCUAAUAUUUAUUUUAAAUCAACAGAGUGCAAAAGUAGCAUCACAUUUUUUAAUAAUCAUCCACAAGCUGUAGGGACUGACAGCUGCUUUACCACACUUUCUGUAGAAGCACCAAGAUACAACUGGAGAGAUUCAUCAGUAAGUUAAUAAAUAUUCUACAUGUCUUAUGGAGGAAUGUAUUAAUAAAGAGAAUACAAAUUGACAUAGUUAUUCACUAAAAUGUAUAUUGUCUAAGAUUUAAUGUGAAUUUCAAAUUUGAGGCAAAAAAAGCAAAGCUGAAACCAUCUAACCUGGAGAUUUCUCCAGUUUUAUCUAAAAUGUAAAUUUUACUUAGAAUUUAGUUUGAAUUCCAGAGAAUUUGAAAACACAUAUGAAGGGGGGGGAGGGGCCGGGCCGCCGGGCUGACUGGAAGUAGACCAUCAUGGCUCCGGGCCCGGGCUCCAAAGCCAGAUUAACAGCCAUAACAGCAUGGAUAAUAAACCUAGCUCCAAUUUGGAGCCAGUUAGCAGCCAACUGCAUGCAGGGAGCACCGAUACCGAUAUCCCAGCCUACUUACUACAAGUUUGGACAUGAGCGGCACAUGAGCGACAUCCACGCAGCUCUGCUCCAAGGAGAAAAUAAUGAUUCCCAUAAGAUAAAUACCUCUGUGGAGGGCCAUACUGGCUCGGGGUACGGCCUCCUUCUCCCCCCCGCGGUGGGGGUAAUCGCGGGCGCAUGGGGAAAGCACAGACCAGGACGGGAGCUCCCUGCUCUCCUGAACUGGCAAGGGCUGCCAGUACGCUGCCCGCUAGUUCACUGGAGUAAGGGGAUUUGCGCAUACCCUUUCUGGGGUAAAACUGAGGACUUUCCCUGAGACCAAUAUCGACUACUUAUGUCCCUGGAUGGCGGCAACAUGAGCACUGCUAUGCAGAGGAGCUGGACCCCUGGGGAUGGCCCAUGGGGGAGUGUAGGCUCCAAUCUCUGGGUUCGGGGGUGCCCAGGGAACAUUGUCCCUGGCAAUGAGAGCCCUGUCGGACUGGACGAUGCAGACCUACCAGUGUACCGGUGGCCGUGGGUUUUGCGCACCUGUCGCAAGUGUGAGGCCGGAGCAAGGAGAGACAUACAGGAGCAUGCACUCUCGGAGACAUCAGAGGUGUUGGGUAGGUGCAGGGGGCAGGGGGUCUGCAGACUCUAGUCGGGGGCGGGGACAAAGGACUGACCUAGCCUCUGAGUGCCUACAAUGCCAUGGAAUGUUCUGCAGUGGAAUCAGGACAGCCCAGGGGAGACAGAUGGGGUCUACCGACCUGGGGGGCCUAUGCGGUGGUGCUACGAAUAGCCCCUCCUUGCCAUAAGCUUUGCCCUGGGUAGAUAUGCUAUAGUGGACAUCCCUUGACAUUGCUUUCGCUGCAUCAUCCAGCUGAGGGUGACAUAGUAUCCUACUGUCCUCUCAGGGCGCUUCAACCUUAUCGCUUAUCACUUAUUUUUAUUUUUUAUUUUAUUGGCCUCACUUCCCAGUACCGACUGAAAUUGUCUAAAAUGGCUAUGAUUCAGGCUACCUGGUUCCACGCUGCAGUCAAGCCUCCUAUGGAUACCUACUAUUAUUUAAAUUUUAUGAGCAUGUGCAUUUCAUGUUUCCUGCAUCCAUUAGCAUUAUGUUCAGGAUGCUUAAUAAUGUUUAACUACAGUACAAGAUACGCAGGCUAAAUUGCAUAUAGUAUACUGCUUACCUACACACCAUGCCACACUUGGCUCUUAGGCACCUGUUAUAAGUACAGUUCACACUAUUGCUUUCCACAGCAUUACUACAUGGCUAUAUUACGGCACUGUAUUAUCAUUUAAAACUUUACCUAAAAAACCCCCCAAAAAAACAGUUUGUGUUUUGGCUUCAUAUACUCGGUCAUAUUCUUCUUCAUGCUUUAAAGAGACACCAUACUUUUUCUUUUAUUUUAGGGUCUUUGGGGAAUGAUGGAGAUAAAAUCAGAGUCCAAUUUAUCACAGGUAACAGAACUGAACACAUUUUCCUUUUUGGCAAAUAAAUGAGACUAUUGACCCAGACUAGCAAAAUCAGCAUGCCUAGAAAUUAAAGAUAGACUGUUAUAUGAAUUAAUUAUCCCAGUGGUUUCCAAACUUUUUAGGUUCAAGGCACCGUUAAUAUUGUAAUAUUUUUUCAAGGUGCCCUAAGUCUAGGUAGUAUAUAUGUACAGCGCAGCUGCAUAUAUUGGGCCCCUGUUCGUCAGAAAUGCUUACUGUUCAAGCGCAGAUCCAGAACCUAAUCUUGGGAAGGGCACUGGUAGAUUAUUUAAAGAAACAUAAUCCAGACACAAUAACCACUACAACACUUUGUAGUGGUUAUGGUGUCAAUAGUGCCCUCCCAUAGUAAGUAGCCAAACUGUUUAAGAACAGUUUGACAACUUACCUGGGAUUUGCUGGGAUUGGGGCUGUAGUAGGGGAUAGGGGCAGUAGGGGUGCAAUAUGUGUAUAUGUGCAGGGCCGGCCUUAGGUCCUUAGGCACCCUGUGCAAAAAAAUCUUCGCAUUCCUUUUAUAGUGUGUAUGUAUAAGAGUGUAAUGAUUGUAUAGGGGAUUUAUUAAAUUAAUAAUGAUUUUAAAACAAAGAUUAGUUCCUCCUUUCCUGUUGUCACCUAGUUGGGAGAGGGGCAUGCUUAUCUGAAUCUGGUCUACCCCUCUACUGGGUGCACACCAUGCGUAACUGUCUCGCAAGCUCAGCGACUUGCAGUGUCCUGUGGUAAUCUGCAGCAGUGCUCUGAUUGGCCGGAGCUAGGAAGACAGCUACUUAUGGUCUGCAGCCAACAGAAGUGCAUGCCAGAUGUGUCAGACUGCAGAGUCACAUGCACACAGUCCCACAGUCACAUGCACACAGUUAUACAUAUACACUGUCAAAUACACAGGAUCAGGCAGAAACACACAGGUACAGUCAGUUACACACAUAAACACUUACUGGCAGAUAAACACACUCACACAGUUACAGACAGACAGUAACACACAGUUACAUACAGUCACACACACAGGUACAGGCAGACAGUCACACGCACAUACAAUUACAAUCAGACAGUAACACACACACACAACGUUACAGGCAGACAGUCACACACACAAUUACAGGCAGACAAUGACAAACACAUACAGAUACAGACAGUCACAUACAUACAGCCACACAUACAGUCUCACACACACAUACACACAGUUACAUGCAGACAGUCACAGACACACAAAGGCAGUCACACACACAGGCAGUCACACACCCACACACAGAGGCAAACAGUAACACACAGUCACACACACAGGCAGACAGUCACACACACACACACACACACAGGCAGUCACACACACACACACACACACAGGCAGACAGCCACACACACACACACACACACAGGCAGACAGCCACACACACAGGCAGACAGUCACACGCACACACAGGCAGACAGCCACACACACAGAGGCAGACAAUUGCACAUACUCACACACACUCACAAACAAACAGUCAUACAUGGUUACCUCUGUCCUUUAUGGUCUGGGAGGAGUGAAGGCAGUGCAGCUCCUGGGGUCUGGUUGCUGCAGAAGCCGGGACUCCUUUCUGCUUCCCAUGCAACCGACAUUUGUAGCCCAGCCCACCAUCAUUUUAGUCCCUCCUUUGCCGCAAGGUUAGUCCCACCCCUACCGCAAUGCUGGAUAAAAUUUUUUUAAUCCCGGGUGUAGAAUAAUGAAAUCCUCCACCCAGGUAGCCGGCCAUGUCCGAGCUGCAUAGCUGCACUGCUCACACCCCCCUAAGACUGGCCCUGUAUGUGUGAGUGGUGGAGUGUGUGUGAGGGGUACAGUGUGUAUGUGGGUGAGGGGUGCAGUGUGUGUGUGAGGGGUGCAGUGUGUGUGUGAGGGGUGCAGUGUGUGUGAAGGUUGCAGUGAGUGUACGGAGGUGCUUUAUGUUUGUGUAGGAUGUAGUGUGUGUGAGUGGUGCAGUGUUUGUGGGGGGGCAUAUUGUAUGAGGGGUACAGUGUGUGUGAGGGGUACAGUGUGUUGGGGAGGCAGGUUGUGUGAGGAGUACAGUGUAUGUGUGUGGGGGUGCAGUGUUUGUGAGGAGUACUAUUUAUGUGUAUGGGGGGGUAAUGUGUGUGUGUGUAUAGUUGGCAGUGUGUUUAUGGGGGAGCAGUGUGUGUAUAUUGGGGUAGUGUGUGCGUAUGGGGCAGUAAUUGUGUGUAUGUGGGGCAGUGUGUGUGUAUGGGGGGACAGUGUGUAUGUAUGGGGGGUUAGUGUGUGUAUGGGGGUAAUUGUGUGUGGGUGGCAGAGUGUGUGUAUGGGGGGAGUUAUUGUGUCUCUGUGGGGGUAGGAGGGCAAAUUCAUAAAUAUAUAAUUUCUUUUUUUUUAAUUAAAAAUAAUACUUUCCAUAUCCCCCCUUGACCUUUGCCUGGGAGAGGGGGGAUAUGGAAAGUAUUAUUUUUAAUUAAAAAAAAGAAAUUAUAUAUUUAUGAAUUUGCCCUCCUACCCCCACAGAGUUCUAAUCCCUGGUGGUUUGCGAGGAAGCCCUGGUGGUCCUAGUGGUGAGAGUGAACUCUAGCCUGCAAUGCUCCGAGCUCGCGAGAAGAUAACCUAGUGGAGCUGCAAGUUAGAGCUCCCCCCAGGUCCUCUCUCCCUACCUGCAGAGCCAGCAGGGGAGAGGGAGGUACAGUUCGCGGUGCUUUGAUCAUAGCACCAGAAAAAUAUCUUGCGGCGACCUUGUGUGCCGUUGUGGCGCCCUAGGGCACCGCGAUACACAGUUUGGGAACCGCUGCAUUAUCCUAUUAAUUCAUGUCCCUUUAUAUGUUGAAUUGUACUGUGCAUGUCUCCUAUAAUAUGUGUACCACUGCUCCCCAGAACAUACCUGAAAACAAUAGAAAUCUCACUGUAUCCUUCCUAGUAUAUAUUUUAUAAAUACAAAAAUUAUAAAAGUUACACUUAGAUCUUAAUGCAUUAAUGAAAACAGAUAAGGAAAUCCCUUUAUAUUUUGACUCUGCUAAGUAUUUAUUAUUUAUUAUUAGUUUAAUAACUUACAAAAUAAGUUAGGUCCUAAUUAUAGUACCCUAUGACAUGGUGGCUGGACCCAAUUUGGUCCAUAAUUUUCAAGGAAAUAUGUAAGAAUUUGAGACUUUAUUCUAGACCCUAACUUUAAAUUAGCACUCCAAUAUUAGGAAAACAAACCUAUAUUUGUAAUGUAGAGGUACACCUGUCAAUAUAGAUUGAUGGGCCUCUCUUUGAUACUUAAAUAAAGCCUUUUUUGUUACCGUAUAUCCCCUGCCAUGCCUAGAGCCUGGUCAGAUGAAAAUAACAUUAAAGGAACACUAUAGGGUCAGGAACACAAACAAGUAUUCCUGCCCUAUAGUGUUAAAAACCACCAUCUAGCUCCCCCUGCACCUCCCACCUUUGCCUUCCAAAAUAUAGUAAAAUCUUACUUUUAGUCAAGUCGGCAACUGCUGCAUCUGCACCUGAUCAGCCUGCUUGGCUGACAUCAUCAAAGUGAUUCUCCAAGCCAAUCACAAUGCUUUCUCAUAGGAUUGGCUGAGACUGUCAAGGAGGCAGAACAGGGGCAGAGCCAGCAGAUUCCAAACACAGUAUCUACUCAUGUAGAUGCAUUGAAGUUCAGUGUCUCCAUGCAGAGGGUGGAGACAGUGAAUGUCAAUGUAAUUCCCCAAGAAGCACCUCUAUCUUAGCUUUAUCAAACAAUAUGCUUUUAACUAGAAUUAAUCUAUAAUGUCUCUUGUUCUUUGUAGAUAAACACCCCAAAUAUAUAUGGAGAUUGUAUAUAUCAGAGCAACCAGACUACUCAAGACGAACAUGUCAUGUGCAUUGCGCACACAAAGAAAGUCUCACACAAAAACGGUAAGUAAAAAAGAGAAACAUUGUGACAUAAGAUUUAAAAAACAAAACACAACUCAUUAACAAAGAGAGAAAUAGGUCACAUUUUUAGUACAAGGGACUAAAUAGAUUGUAUUUUUAAAAUCCCAAAUAACAAUGGAUAAUAAUAUUUUCCUCAGUAAUGAUUAUGCAAGAUAAUAGGUCGCUAAACCAGGAGAAGCACUAUAUCUUAAAAGAACUUGCAAAGGCUGCAGUUCUUAGCAAGCACUCUUCUUUUUUCCCGGAAUAAACUUUCUGUCUAUUCAUAGGGAAAUAACCAAUCAGAGGCUUCUCAUUGAGAAGCCUCUGACAUGGUGCCCACGUGCACGGACAUGCUGGCUCGUGCACAUGUGCACACUCUGUUGCAUGCACGAGUGUUGGCUCUUGCACGGGUGCGCACGUCUGCUGCUGAGCAGCUGGUCUGACGUCUGUCAAGUAGCGCGUGCCUGCCAUUUCCGUUAGCUAACAGAAGUUGGAAGGAAUUUUCCUUGGCCCUUUCACUGGCAAGGGGAGUUUCCUAGUUAAUUUAUAAAAGUUCUGAUUUCAGAAAUCAGCACUUUUAUAAACUGGGGUUAAACUAGGGCACUCCUCGUCCAUAAAGCACUUCAUCUUGCCGAAGUGCCAUUGGGAUGUGGAGUGGUCAUUUAAUGAUAUAUAUAUAGUUUAUGGGACCAAGUUCAUGAAUAAGUAAAGAAAAUGCAUGAAAGUGUAAGUUGGCUGUUUUUACUGUAUUGUGUUUCCCAAUGUCUCUCUGUACCAAUCAUUUCAUGGAGUAAAAGUAAUGGCAUUCUUUAGCUGUGAUUUUAGGGUAUAGUGUUUCAUUUGCGGUUCUGACUACAGAGUUCUGCAGUCUUUAUUGUUCCAGGGGAAAUGCUUAUGCCAGUGAUUCAGUAAGAUACCCAUGUUAUUUUUAUUUAUGAAUUAUUUAUUUAUUACUGGCAUUUAUUAAGCGGCAACAUAUUCCGCAGCGCUGAUCAAUAAGCUUGGACUAAUGCUGCAUACUUCUCUAAUAUAUCAUAUAAGAUAGCCGUGAACGGUCAUUAUAUGUUUUUUAGCCCUGGCUAGGAUGCUACAAAUGCUGUGUUGGCAAUUCAUGACAUUUCAUUUUUAAAUUUCAUUUUUACAUUUAAAAUAAACAAAAGAUGCAACUUAUACUUAAAGAUUGGGAGGCAAAAAAUAAAAUACAAAUUCUACAUUAUUCUGUAGAUGCCGGAGCGUACAUGUUUAUCAUAUAGUAAUGUCAAUCUGAAAACAGAAGUGGGCCUUUUGUACUUACCUUUGCUGUACUAUGCACCCCAGUUAGUGGUUCAUUAGAGUUUACAGGAAUGAGUCAACAAGGAACUAUCAAUAGAGCAAUGAUGCAAUUACUCACAAAAUUAAACACUAAUAUGUAUCAUUUUUUAUCAUCAGGACGGAGGAAGCUGCGACUUUUCGAAUAUCUUCUCGAAGCUCUGCAUAAUCCAGACAUGAUGAGCUGUAUUCAGUGGGUGGAUGAACUAAAUGGCGUUUUCCAGUUUGUUUCUAAAAACAAAGAGAAGCUGGCAGAAUUAUGGGGCAAAAAAAAAGGCAACCGUAAGAUCAUGACUUACCAAAAAAUGGCCCGGGCCCUUAGGAAUUAUGGCCGGACAGGAGAAAUAAUGAAAAUCAGACGAAAAUUGACUUACCAGUUUAGUGCAAUAGUUUUACAAAGACUAUCACAAGUUAACUUACCUGAAAAAGAUACCGUGCAUCGCCAAUAUUUCCAACAUGAAGUAGAGUUCUGGAACAGCCAUAAUAAUCACUGGGAUUCUAAUAAAUACUCAUGCACAUACAACAGUGCGUAUCCAUUCCAUCAACAGUUUAAUUAAACCCACUAUGGAAACUUUCAAGGAUUCAGUAUAUAUUAAUUGUAGAUUAUGCUAGCUUUAGUGUACCUAUAAUCUUAAUUUUAUUAAUGACAGGAGGCGAGUAUUUGCUUAAGUCUCUCUUUACUAGAACUCCACAGCAGCACAGAAAAACAACCAAUCAGAAAAAAGUUAGAUACUAUAAAACUCCCCUCCCCAUGCAUAAUUUCCUCUUUCAAGCUGCAACAAAACAGAACAAAAGGCAGAAAAUAUAAUGGGGAAGAAACAAAGUCCUAGAUAUAAUGAAUACAACAAUGCCCAUCCUCCGAGAAGAACUGCCAAACCAGAUAGCGUUGAUGGACUGUAAACUGAAACGAGAGAAAAAACAGAAUCGAACAGGUUGGUUAGCCAAUGAAAUGUACUCUGAACAAACAUGUAGGUACUCAAUGUAGCAACCAACAUUACCGUAACCUGCAUAGAUCCCAACCCGACUUAUGAAAAACAAACAUAAGAACAAGUGACAGGUAGCAGAGACAACAAGCAGAGUUGCAUACGUACCUGAUGAACUCAUACUAUAAAAUUAAACAAGGGAGGGAUAAGAAUGGUCGGGAAAUACUCGCCUCCUGUCAUUAAUAAAAUUAAGAUUAUAGGUACACUAAAGCUAGCAUAAUCUACAAUUUUAUAACAUGACAAGAGGCUUCAUAUUUGCUGUUUUAACGCUCAGCCAACAAAUCCAACUCUGUUUGUUUCACUGGUACCUAUUCCGUGAGAUAUUAGAGCAAUCCUAAAUGGACCUUCCAACUGCAAGAAGUGACAGUAGACGGAUCGAUGAAGAUGCCAGCUGAGGAAGUAUACCAAAUACGGAAAAAUACCAUCCGCUGAUAGAUCCAUUGUACGUGGGGUUGCGACCUGUUUCCCAGCAGCCGGCCCAUGAGCGACAAGCUGACCUAUUAGCCAUUUUCCUGUAGGUUUAAAAUGCCGAAGGUCAUUUGCGGACUUAGGGCCGCGAGAAGAAACUGCCACCAUGUCUCGACUCUUGAUGUGGAAGGUGGCUCCUCCUAUCAUGCCAGGGUUACCAGGCGAUGUGGCCUUGCAGGCAAAUCUCCAACCUCAAAGAAUGCGCCUAAGUCUACACCCAAUUCCGUAAUAGAACUGAGUAGGGUCUUUUUGUUCCCUCAUGACCUACCCAGUGAGUUGUCUCAUCUGAGAAUGAAUUUAUAAUGCAGGCAAGAGUGUGGUCAAAACUAGCCGUAUCCUAAGUGGUUCCAGUAUUCCAAAAGGACUGUGUAAUCUGCGGCUGGGGUAGAGAAAAGACUCUCAAAAGACUUCCAAUUAAGGUCCCAAACUGAACUUGUGUGGUGAAACGGUGGUCGACUAUUCUGGGGAUUGUGAAUCCCGGAAAUAUUCAAAACAAUGGGAACGUAAACCGGGGUUGAGAUUUCCAUCCAGAUGUAUCAUCGUCUAAGAGUGAUAAGAUGUCCGGAUCCAAUGGUGAUUGGGACCUGUAUAACAAAGAAGACCUGUAUAACAUAGAGGGGCGUCCCUCCUGCAUUCAAUUAGAUCUAACGACCGUGCUACCGAUUUCGUUAUAGAGGGCUGGCUGAUCAUGCAGGAUAUACAUGUUUGGACUGGAUCUCUCUAUUUCACCUACUAACAAAAAAUUUAGAUAAAGGGAAAUACGUAGCUCGGAGAGAAGGUAAAUAGCAGAUUGGAAAAACAAGCCAAGUAAACCCAACUGAAAGGGUCAGCAGCUAAAAGGUUAGUUGCUGAAGGCAAGGAAACCGUGCUCCCAUGUUGGCGUCUGAGCACUGGUCCCUGCUUGUGCGAGAUUCCCCUUGGAGAUGUGCCGCUGCCGGGCUGGUGUAAAUCGUGGUUGCGUGCCCGGGAAUCUUCAUAAAAGCUUUGCCACUCAGGGCAUGAGCUGUAGGGCCUUCAUCCUUCCAAUCAUAUUUAGGUGCACUUGGCAGCAGUGUUUGCCUGGACACCCACCUAUCUCCAUGUCAACAGUGGGUACUGAGUUUUCCUCAGUGAUAUUCCCCAAGGCCUGCAGCCAAAAGGGGGUUUGAGCACAGAUAGAUCAGGCCAACGAUGGGCACAGGUAGAGCAGGCGAGACAGAAGGGCACAGACAUAGUAGGCCAAUUAAAUGGGCGCAGAACUUGCAGGCCAAUCAAUGGGGCACAGACAGAGCAGGCCAAGCAAAGGGGCACAGACAUAGCAGGCCAAUCCUGGGUUGCGUAUUAGGAGUAUUGGGGACCCCUGAGUUUGGGCAGAGUCCCCUAAAUAUCUGUAAAUGCUCAGGGUAUCCUGUGACCUAGGACCCCUAGACAUCAACCCUUUUAGACAGCGUAAUACUGUGUGAAUAAACCUUAACCGGGACUGGCAGUCCUUAAAUGCCCAGCACGCAAAAUAGUGGUAUUCCAGCUGUAUUGGGUAUAAUCUGAAGUUGUUCCUUGCUUAUAUAGUGUCCAUAAAAUCAAGAUACACUGAGCGAUACAUUCCUUACACUGUGAAUUGGUAUGCACAUGUACAUACAGAUCUGUUUGAGAUUCUUAUCUUGUUAUAGAUCAUCAUCAUCACACCACCUGAAAGGUAAUGUACCAAUGGUCUCUUUCAGGAGUAGGACUAAACAAUUGUCAACUCAAUGAAUCUCCCCAUAGAACCUGAUAAAAAUAGAAUAGUAUCAGCAUAGACUGGUUUCCCAUACCAGUUUGAGCCAGAGCCAGGUCUGCUUAGCUUUUAACAUAUGCCAUGGACAGUGAAUUCAUACCAGAGUAGUCUCAUCUGAGAUUCCAUAGCUGGACCAGAAUAUGUAUAUACUGUGAAGCACAUCAAUCCUAGAGCUAACUAGCCAACUGGCUCUGUAUACACCCUGUACAGAGCCUGUAUAACUGAGUUUCAUAUAUACCUGUAACUCACAGUAAUCUGUGAUAUACACUGUCAGCAAAACUCAGAGAAAUCUGUGAUAUACACUGUCAGCAAAACUCACAGCAAUCUGUGAUAUAAAAUGGGGGGGGGGGGUGCUGAAAUCAAAGGGAGAGCAAACUGAAUAGGUAUCUCCAGGAACCCCCAUGUCCCCAUGAAACCAUCGCAACGUAAAAGAAAAUAUCCCAAAGAAAACCAGGGGAAGCAAAGAAGAGCCAAAAGGCACAGAAAUCUUAAAAAAACUAAGCAUAAUUAAUAUAAGUCAUAAUAAAACCCAAAGCCACCAACUAUAAGCAGGAGGCAGUGGUACUCUGACCUGUACUGACUGCGGAGCAGCAAAGAAAGAGGAAAUGAUGUAUGGGGAGGGGAGUUUUAUAGUACCUAACUUUUUUUCUGAUUGGUUGUUUUCUGUGCUGCCGUGGAGUUCUAGUAAAGAGAGACUUAAGCAAAUACGAAGCCUCCUGUCAUGUUAUAAAAUUCCCUUUAAUGCAUCUACCAUCUCUUAUCGAUUUGGGUAUGAAAAAUCAAUCCAAGUGCACUUCUUUCUGUGAAAAAAAAUAAAAAAAUAAAAUUUAUAUAUAUAUAUGUAUAUGUAUAUAAAAACAUAAAUAUAUAUUUCAGUAAAAAAGUAAAGUUCUUUUUACUGUGCAUGAGACCAAUCUUGGCUUUUAAAUUGUGUCUAACAUUUGUAAAAAAAAAUAAAAAAUAAAGUGUAUUUGCUUAUUUUGACAUACAGAAACGUAUUUGUGUCCUAUUCAAUGAAGUGUUAUUUAUUUAUUUCCAAUUUAAAGUUUAUUGGAGUUUUAUAUACUGAUUAUACUUCCAGAUUGGUAAGGUUUUCUCCUUGACUUUUCAUUUCUGUCAUCUGGCUAUCUCUUUAAUCUGCCCCUCGCUUCUACUACAUCAAGCCACUUUUAGAUGAUACCCAUUUCGGCCUGGGUUUCCUUGAGGUCCUUCCACAACUUUCUUAAAUUCAGCAGAAGCCGUUUCAUGUCCCCUUUUUUGGAUGGAGAAGAGUCCUCAUCAGACUCGGACUCCUGGUAGGCAUCCUCAGAUCUGUUCGAGGCACUAGACUCCAUGUCCUCAUGGGAAUCUCCUGAGGCCUUAGCCUCAAUUUGCGCAGCAGGCACCAUCUUAGGUGGUAAACGCUCCACAAGCCCUUCAAAUGAAAGCCUGAUGUCGGUCAUACCAGAGUCAUCCGGACAUUGGGACUUCUUGUGUUUUUGCCCCAUAACAUUAUCUGGGUGGGGAUGUUGACAGGCAGUUGGUAAGUAGUCGUAUCUCAUGGCAAAAUCAUAGAAAUAGCGGGUCUGUUUUGGAGCUCCAUUCAAGCAAGUCUGGUUCAGUUUACUGUUGGCUGCGCCCACCCCUGUUGUUUAUUUUUUUUAAUAUUAGUUGGCAAGUAAACAUUUUUGCCAAAUAGAAAAAUAGUAAACUAGUAAAAUUAUUAAGUGCCACACAUUGAAAGAAGGAGUGGCAUAUUUAAUUUAUGUUUAUAUAUUUAUUAAUUCAGUAAUAUAAAAUGUUAGUUGGUAUGAAUGCAAUAUAAAAGGUACAGAUUAAAAGGAACACAUUUUCAAAAUGUAUGCCUAUCAUAAUUUAUACAGAUCUAGGCCAUCACAAUAGAUUAGCAUGUUUAAAGGACCACUAUAGUGCCAGGAAAACAUACUCGUUUUCCUGGCACCAUAGUGCCCUGAGGGUGCCCCCACCCUCAGGGUCCCCCUCCCACCUGGCUCUGGAAAGGGGAAGGGGUUAAAACUUACAAUGCUUUCCUAUGGACGCUUGCGUGCUCUCACUGUGAUUUUCACAGUGAGAAUCACGCAAGCGCCUCUAGAGUCUUUGGGGGAAGGCUUAACCCAUUCAUAAACAUAGCAGUUUCUCUGAAACUGCUAUGUUUAUAAAAAAAUGGGUUAACCCUAGAAGGACCUGGCACCCAGACCACUUCAUUAAGCUGAAGUGGUCCAGGUGCCUAGAGUGGUCCUUUAACUGUUUUUACCAUACAAGAUUUUAAAAGUGUGCUGUUCCUUUAAAAUACUAUACAGUGUAUAUAAAGUGUAACAAACUGCAAUUAUAAAGUGCUGAAAAAAGUGACAUAUAUUGUUUAAAAAAUUGUUAAAAUAUUGUGCAAUAAUUGAAAGUGCACUGAGUUGUAAGUAUAAUAAAAACUUACUUAGUAGUCCCCUAAAAUUGGAAAUUCAUAAUAGUCUCCCACAGGUAUGUGAUGGAGCAAAAUACAUAAAAAAAUCAAGAGGAGAAAAUAUAUAGUGUAAUUCUGUAGCAUAUAUUACAGUAAAAUAAGUGAAUCUAAUAAACUCACAAGGAGAGAGCAGUAAAAGUCUGCUCUAACUUUAAUAGCUUGGAUCCUAAAAUCAGGACUGUAGUAUAGCAGGUAAACAGGACGGCAACUCGAUACGACAAAAUUCUUUAUUCCCAUAAAAUAAAAUGAAAGUUCACAUAUCAGUGAUACAGCUCUUUUCCCUGAUGUAGUGUAGUCCAUACACUUUGGCUUCUUAGUCUUUCCAACUCAGGGCUGGCACUUGCGGUUUUCAGGCUAUUGGCACAGUGGGGAGUUCUUCCGGGAUCCUGAGCAUCGUACGACCAGGUAAUGACGUUGAACGUAUCAGAAUGUGAUGACGCGUUUUGCCUGGUCGGCUUCUUCAGAUCGCAUAGUUUGUCCGUCCUGUACUUUUUAAGUCCGCUAUAGUAGGUGUGAUACAUUAAAAGUCACUUUGUGAUUGGUCCUUCCUGGAAACCUUAAACCUGAGUAACUACAUGCCAUUAUGUAAAUGUUUAAAGUCCACAAGACUAUGGUAUAUCACCUGAACCCUGUUUUGCACGAAAAUCACACAACAAUGGUAUAUCUCAGAGAGUAGAAAGUACAUAAAAGAAACCCAGACAUUAUAUAAAAGAAAGACAGAAUAAUUAAAAAAAAUACUAAUGCAAACAUAUAAUAAAAUGUAUAAAUAUAUAAAAGAAAUACCAACUCAAAAGGGAGAAAAAAAGGAGGGGCAUUAAUAUUAAUUAAUAUCGCUAAAUCUACAUUCCUAAUUGGUAUACACAGCAAUAUAUAAGAUUGUAUAAAAAUAGUGUAAAAAUAUAUAAAAAUAUUUUAUAAAAAAUUAUACAAAUCAAACUCUAUGUUAAGUCCCUUGGGUUCUAAAGUCUCCAAAUUAUGAACCCACUUCAUCUCCUCUUUCCCUAUAUUCUGGAUAUAAUUUCCUCCACGCCAAUAACUUUUAAGCUCUUGUAUCCCUAAAAAGGUAAAAACACUAGGAUCUUUGUUGUGGUAUUUUUUUAAAUGUGAGGAGACGCUUUGUUGAUCAAAGGCCUUUCGAAUAUCCGGAGCACUGCCUAUAAUGUGAUUUUACAAGGGUAAUCUCUCAGGCCUACUUCUCUUGCUUUAUCCCAGGGCUAGAAGAAUUGUGCAAAAAACCAACAGAUCUGAAGACUCUGUCACUUGAAUCCCUAAAAAUCCACACAGGACACCCAGUUCCAAAUAGAGCUAACAUGUAAUGCUUUAUUUUAACAAGCCCAUUUGUUCAUUACACUUAGAUUGCUGUGACAACUUCAAUAAAAUACAAAUAACCAAAUCAUAGCAGACAACAUAUAGCAAGUUAUUAUAACACAAUGACAUAUUCAUAAGGGGGUUGGGAAGACACUAAUUAACCCUAAAUAUAUCUCUCCUGUCUGCAGAAUUAGCAAUAUGAAAAUCUAAUUUCUAAAUUAACAAACCUUGCUAUUCAGCUAGUGCAUAUAGCUGUUUCUACCAAGAGAGGGUGCUAUACAGGCUCCAUAUCCAAAUCCACCUAGUUGGUAGUAGGCAUCAGCAGGACAGGAGAGCACACAAACAAUUAACAAUAAGUACAUAAUACACAUACAUUACACACACCUUGCACCUACAGUGUGCACAGGGUGACUUAAACAAACAUAGGAGUCAUCCAGGUAUCUAACUGAAGUGUCCAUCUUAUGUUACCAGUGAUGGUGACUACCUCCAUCACAAUAAAUAUAAAAAAAAUAAAAAUUGUAAAAAAAAUAAAUAUAUAUAUAUAUAUAUAUAUAUAUACAAAUUAAAAUCAAUAUAAAGACCUGAGGGGGCUAAAGACUCCAAAUAAAUAACCCAUCACAUCCACACCCACGAAAUUACACCAUAGGGUGCUUACAUUACACCUAGAGCGGACGUUGCACUUAAUAUUUUUCUCCCCCCUCCUCCUGGGAUCCCCUUUGUUAAGGGUCGUACACUCUAGUUGAGCUACGUUUUCUUAUAUAUUGUUGCGCAUACACAAUGAGACUAUACCAUACCCACAUGUCUUACAAUGCAUCAUGCAGAGACACACACUACAGAUGCUCACUACUGCCAUAGACUCACUUUCUCAGUCCGCACCAUACACAAUAGUUUGUAUAGCUAUGGUGCAUUACAUGCGUUUUUGUUUGAAUCUGUAAUUUUUUUUCUUUCCCUCGAUACUCACGUAGAUGCACUGGAAUUUUAUGACUGUGAAAAAAUUAGAAUGGGCAUACACAACACAUACAGUUGUGCUCAAAAGUUUUCAUACCCUUGGGGAAUUGGUAAUAUAUGUACCAUUUAGAAUGCUUCUUUAGAAUGCUUCUUCUAUGGUUCCAAUGCCCUGGUUGGAACUUAUACAAUCGACCUUCCAUCGUUGUAUAUGGCUGGGUAAGAAACCAAGACUAGGUCUACAAGUCUUAUAAAAAAAAAGGGAGAAACCUAUAUUAAUGCACACAAUAAUUACACAAAAAAGGGAGAGUCCAAAGGAAGGUUGGUUUUCUUUGGAACAGGAUGUAGUAAAUAUAUAGAUAAAUAACUUAUAAUAAUAAUGAUAAUAAUAAUAAUAACUUAGGAAUCCACUCAAUAAAAAUAGGAUGACCUUGAGACCAGAUGGAAGCCUAGCGCUUUGUCAGAUUUUAUGCAGUUGGAAAGUGACUGGAAAGAAACUAGGUCUACAAAAUAAAAUUCUUUCAUCUUUACCUUUGGUAUUUACUACUUAUUUAACGGAAGAUUUAUAUCUUAAUAAAGUAUAUAUCUUGAUAAAGUCACUGAUUAACUUACAAACUGAAUACAGAUUGCAUCAAAGUGAAACUUUUAAAUAUUUGAGAGUAAAAGGCAUUCUUAAUAAACAUCUUGAUAGACGUAACACUGGAACACCCAGCCAGCUCAUGAAUAAUAUGAUUCGGCAGAAGGAUUACAAAAUACUGAUGACUGUCCCCAUUUGAUAAAGACACUAAGGAUAGAUUAUGCCCAGUGACAAUUAAAAAAAUGGGGACAAAAUCUACAUUUUACAAUAAGAUUGGAAAUUAUUCUUUGAAACUAUUGGAUCGGGCUAUUCCAUGUUUAAAACUUAAGGAAUUACAAUUUAAGUUGAUGAACAGGUGGCAUUUAGUUCCUGUUAGCAUCGCUAAAAUGUAUCUAAACAGCACUGAUAGAUGCUGGAGAUGCAAUCAAUCGAAGGGUAAUCAGAUGCACAUAUGGUGGAGUUGCUCUCUAGGCACCCAGAUCACUUCAGCUCAUUGAAGUGGUCUGGGUGCCAACUGCCAUCACCCUUUGUCACGACUGCUAGUGUGGUCCAGCAUGCAGAACUAUGUAAUAUCUACAUAGACAGAAUAGCAAAAGGACAGAACGUAAACCUGUCCUUAGAAUGGCAGGAUUAAUACAUUGAAAGACAGAGAAUGGUCAAGGGAAAGCCGAGGUCAAGGAAGCCAGAAAGACACGAGAAUGAUAUGGAAAGCCAAGUCAAGGGAACCAGAAAUCAGAGUAGUCAAGGAUAGCCAAGGUCAAAAUACCGGGAAGGUCAAAUACAAGACAAGAAAUCGCACUCUCGGGAACCAAAAACUGAAACCACGACAGGGCAAUGAGCUAGGGAACUUCAGGGAUUUAAAUAUCCCUCCUUGUGCUGUGAUUGGUCAGAGCAUGACCUCUGACCCCAGAAUGUGAAAGGUUGUGACCCUCGGGGGGGGCUAUAAAUGGUCGCGACUGCGUCGUCUGUGCCAUUUUGCUUUGCAGCAGAGGGGACAGAGAUCCCAGUGGGACCGCUCCUGGCUUGUCGUCGAGUAGGUAAGCUCAGCCUAUCAGCGAGGUUGCACUGAUAGGGUGCGACCGCCAGUGGCGGAUCCAGAGCCUGAUCUCGGGAGGGGCACUUGUAGAUUAUUUAAGUGCCUUUUUUUUCAUUUAUUUAUUUUUUAUUUGUUUCCUUUUUUUUUAUUGGACACAAAAGAACAAAAACACACAUAAAAGAAACAUUGACUAUACAAAACAUAUAGUUCUAUUUUAAACAAUCAAUAUAUAGAAUACUUCUCUCCUCCAGUAGGGCCUCACAUUCCAAAUAUUCCCUAUCCCAUUUUUAUUGGAAGGGGAUAACAUAUAAAGCAACAUUCAUGUCUGGCAGGACAGCUCCUAGAGAGGUUAAAUAUUUUCUCCUCUCAUCCUUGGGUUAUUUGUUUAUCAUGCUCACUUAGGGAUCGAUUUUAUCCAUAGAUCCCAUUUAUAAUUCCUUUUCUGAAUACAAUUUUGGUACUUCUCUCUUCCUAUUUCCAUAUUUUAACCUCAAUCCAUAGUGGUGACAUACAAGAUUUCCAUUUUCUGGCUAUUGUGAUAUUUGCUGCUAGCAAAGUAUGUACUACUAUGCCAUACUCUGCUUUGGGCAUUUUUGGAAAAUUUAAAAAUAGAAAGUAAGAUUCUGGUUUCAGUGGGAGUUUGAUCUUACUGAUUGCUUGGAUUUUGUCCGGCUCGGGGCCAGGUAGAUACGGUUACUGAGCUUAAAUUGCAUCUCUGUUAAAUUCAGGCAUCUUACUGAUUUACAGACUUUUUGAAAAGCUCCUGUUAAUUCUUUUUGAGUAAUUUUAACUUGUAUGUCCCUUUACCAUUUCUCUGCGGCCCUGAUUGAGCUUAUUUUUCCCCCAAUCUUAGCAGUUCUUUACAUCAAGCUAGCAUGCCUUUUGAUUCAAUCUUUCUUUGGAUUGUUUGGAUCUUUGUAAUUGUCUCUUUAGGUUCUAGGCAUAAAUGUUUCCUAAUAUUUCCUUUUAUUUGUAAAUAGUUAAAAAAAAUUCUCCUUUAAGUUCUUGUGUUUUUUCAGAAAUUUUAAUCAAAGUUUUAAUACGUUUAUCCACCAGUUAAUCACUUAUUGUCCUUAAGCCAUUUCUAUACCAUUUACUCAGAUUAAUGUAUUUUAUAUCAUUUGCUAAAUUUUCCAGGGGAGUAUUUAUUAGGACUUUGUUAUUUAACUUUAUUUUCUUCCUAAAUUUCUGCCAAUUAUUUAAAAUGUGCUCCAUAAUUAAACAUCUUCCAACUAUUGGCAUUUUUGAUACUUCCAUUGUCCAAAAUUCAUAAAAAAUGCAUGCAUCAACAUGCUUGCAUUAUGGUAUUCAUGUAUAUCUGGCAUAGAAAGUCCUCCUUGAGCAGGUUUCAGUUUAGGACCGUCUAGUUUUAUCCUCGUUUUUUACUACGCCAGACAAAGUUCCUAAAUGCCGCCUGAACCAUAGAGAGAAAGCUACUGGGGACUAUGAGGUGUACCAUACGGAGAAGGUAUAACCAUUUGGGGAGAACAUAUGAUAUUAAAAUAUUUAUUCUUCUCCAGAAUGAGAAUUCCAUCUUUCCCCAAUCUUUCAACUGUUUAGACGUUUGUUUAAGAAGAGGUAAGAAAUUUGCUUCUAUUAUUUUGUUUGGGUCAGAGCAUAUCGUUAUACCAAAGUAUUUCAUACUUGAUGACCAAUCAAAUUUGUAUUUCGUUUUUUUUUUUUUAAUGCAAAUUUUUAUUGAUUUUCAAGUAUAUGGGGUACAGAAAAGAGAAGGGAGUUAUAAGGAUAACAAUGGGGGAAAGCAGACAAUAUGGACUUUUACAAGGUUUGUUAUCAAGUUUUUCGACAGUGACAUUUAGGGUUUCGCAGGCGGCUGUGUCCGCAAUAACAAUAUACCUGAUAUACACAUACUUAAGGUUGCUUAGUAUAGUUUUACACUCACGUAUUGUUUACCCGUUGUUGGGUGUUUGUGGGCAAAGCAGUCUGGUGCGGGAGGAUAAAGGUUGGUUCUGUAAGCACGGUGUUGCGUGCUGGUACAGUCUGUCAGGCCAUAUUUAACGGUCUCAAGGUGGAUUUUGGUGAUUUGUGGCUUGGUCGUAUAAGCAUGUCCACUGUUUCCAUGUUGAAUGGAACUGUUGUGAUUCUAUACUAUGGGUCAUCGUCAUUCGUUCAUAGACAUGGUAUUGUUGAAUCUUGUCCCAUAGUUGUGUUUUAGAUGGACAUAGGUGCGACUUCCAGUUCGUCGCUAGAAGGUUCCUGGCCGCCAGUAUCAUGAUGGCGCACACCUGUCUGUGUUCUCUAGCUAGGUCACUGGGGAGCAUAAGCAUGAGGUAUGUUUGCGGGCUUGGCAAUAGGUUUGUCACGCCCAAUUUAUACAGCAAUCUCCUAACCUCUGUCCAGAGGGGUUGUAUCACUGGACAUGUCCACCAUAUGUGGAGGAAUGUACCGGUGUCCCUUGAACACCUCCAGCAUGUCGGUGUGACACUGGGGUAUAUUUUAUGUAACCGACUUGGCGUCAUGUACCACCUAUACAGUAGCUUCCUAUGCGCUUCUAUGUGUGUGUAACAUCUAGUGAGUUUUGAGAGGCUAUUUAUUGCUCUGACCCAGUCGUCCUCUGAGAGUUGAAGGGAGCAGUCCUCCUCCCAUUUAGUCUUACAGAGGGGGGUGUGUUGUGGUAGUGUGGUCUCCCACAUUUUGUAACAGAGGGAGAUGGCUUUUGGUUUAUUUGGUGCGGCCCAGCAUCUGUCUAAAAUCCCGCCCGCCACCAGUGAUUGCUCCCGAGUGUUGUUGUGUAGGUUCACAUGAGUCAGUAUGGUCCCUUUGAGUCUUAGGUAGGUAAAUACCUCCCUCAUCGGUAGGUGCCAUUUGGCCUGUAUAUCCGCGAAUGCUAUUACGCCUUUAUUGUCUACUAGGUGCUGGAUGUUGGUGAUUCCUGCCUUAGUCCACCUUGUUAGAGGGAGAUCGGGGGAUGCGGUUCUUAGGGCAGUCAGUGGUGCCCGGGGAUGGAAGGAAAGUUUGCACCCCAUUGUGGCCAUAAACGUGUCCCAUGUACGAAGUGUCAGAGACGUUGAGUGAAAUAGGUCUAGUUUGGGGAUCCGUAGGUGUUUAGGCGUCCAUAGGACAUCAACUAUAUUUAGUGUUUUUAGUUGGGCGUUUUCCAUGUCUACCCAGCUGAUGUCCCCUUUAGGAGAGUGUAACAUUAUGCCGGCUGUUAGCGCCGCGGCUUUAUAGUAUUGGUUAAUGUUUGGUAGACCCACUCCUCCUUGUUUGACCUGAGUGUACAAAAGUCUGUGAGGGAUCCUGGGCUUUUUAUUGUCCCAUAUAAAGGUGUUGCACGUGUGUUGUAUGCUCUUAAGCAGAGGUUGUGGUACCGUGAGAGGUAGCAUACGGAAAACAUAAAGAAUUUUGGGUAAUAUAGACAUUUUGAAGGCGUUAAUCCUUCCUAGCCAGGAUAGGUGUACAUGUUUCCAUUUUAGGGUGUCCGCCUUGCACAUGUGUGGUAAGGGUAGGUAAUUUAAUUUUACGAUUUUUGCUAUGGAAGUUGCGAUUUUGACCCCUAGGUAUGUGAGGGAUGAGAGUCUCCAGUCAAAUUGGUGUUGUCGUUGUAGUGUCUGCGUGCGUUCUAAGGGUAGGUUAACCGUCAGUGCCUGAGUUUUAUCUUGGUUAAGUUUAUAGUGGGAAACUAAGCCAAAGUCGGUAAGUGUGUUCAUAAGGUGUGGCAAUGACUUCUCUGGGUCUGUUAAUGACACCAAGACGUCAUCGGCAAACAGUGCCAGUUUGUGUUCCUGGCCUGUCACUGUUACUCCUCUUAUGUCAGGAUUCGUACGGAUCUUUAACGCCAGAGGUUCCAGCGAGAGAAUGUAGAGGAGGGGGGACAAGGGGCAACCUUGGCGCGUCCCAUUAGUAAUAGAGAAUUUGUCAGACGUAAAGCCUCCGUUGGAGACCCUCGCCGCUGGUGCGCUAUACAGCGCCGCUAUCCCUCUAAUCAUUUCGGGCGGAAAUCUGUACCUCCCCAGGACUUCAGACAUGUACUUCCAAUUGAGGCGGUCGAAUGCCUUCUCCGCAUCUAGCGCCAAGAGAAGGCCCCCUGUGUUGUUUUUUUCCAUAUGUGUCAGUAUGUUGAGGAUUCGUCUGGUGUUGUCUGAGCCCUGCCGUCCUCUGACAAACCCUGACUGGUCGUUAUGCACUAAGUUUCUGAGGAGUGGUGCUAUUCUGUUGCUAAGGAUCUUGGCGUAGAUUUUAGCAUCCCCAUUUAGUAAGGAGAUGGGUCUGAAAUUUUUACAGUGUGUCGGUGGUUUUCCUGGCUUGGGGAGGGUGGAUAUGUGUGCUAGAAGUACUUCAGCCGGUAGGGCUCCUCUGUCAUUACUCUGUCUGUAUAGUUUCAACAAGUACGGGGAGAGGGUAUUCGCAAAUAGUUUGUAAUAGGCAUUGGUGAGACCGUCUGGUCCAGGUGAUUUGUCAACGGGUAAGUCUUUGAUCACCGAAGUGAUCUCUUCUAAGGAGAUAGGCUGUCGUAGUGAUUGUAUUGCGGUCGGUGUCAGGGCGGGCAAGCAGAGGUCUUGUAGGAAUACGUCUAUGUCCGCUACAGUUGGGACCUUAGUGGUACCCUCUUCACUUAAAUUGUAUAGCUGACGAUAGUAAUUUGCAAACAUAUUAACAAUAUCUCGUGGGUCAAUAGUUUUGUGACCUUUUCCAUCUGUGAGGUAGGCAAUCCUGGAGGCGAUCAUUUUUUGUUUUAAUUGCGCCGCUAGCUUAGCGCCUGCUUUAUUCCCUGCCGCGAAGAAUUUGUGUUUUGAUUUUCGUAAGAGGUAGGUUGUUUUGGUUAACUCUAUAUCUCGUAAUUGUGUUUGCAGGCUCAAGAGUUUUCGUUGUGUCUCAGGGGUGGGUGCAUGUUUGUUGUUGUGUGUGGUGUGUUUGAUCUCACUGAUAAGGGCUAAGUAUUGUGCUCUUUGUGUCUUGUAGGCAUGGCUGGCAUGUUUUAUGAAGCUGCCUCUAAUGACCGCCUUGUGUGCUAGCCAGACAUAAUCCGGAUCAGUGUUGUGCUUAUCAUUGUCCUCGAAGUAGUUUUGUAGGUCCUGUGUGACUUCCUGGACUAUGUGUGUGUUUGUUAACAAGGUGUUGUUUAACCUCCAAGUUCUCUGGCCAGUCUGAGGGAACUGGUCCUUGAUCGUUAACGUGAUUGGUGCGUGGUCGGACCACGUGAUGUCCCCUAUGGUAGUGUCUAGUAUCUUGAGAAGGGAGGUGGUUCUGACCAAGAACCUAUCAUAUCUGGAGUAGCUAUUGUGUACCGCUGUAUGACAUGUGUAAUCAGUUUCGUUGGGAUGUGUAAUUCUCCAAGGGUCUACGUAAUCAUGUGUUGCUAGGAUAUCGCAUAUGUUAUGCGAUUGUGUGAGCCGUUUCUUAGAGGUGUUGGGUGUUAUAGUAUGUGAGGCAGAGGAAUCUUUAAAACUAUCUAGAAGAAAGUUGGUAUCUCCUCCAAGUAUUACCUCCCCAAAGCUGUACAUAUUCAACAAGGCAAAUAUUCGGUGCAAAAACAUUUCUUGGUUAGCGUUGGGUCCAUAUACAUUCAUUAAUGUGAAGGGGUUGUUGUUAAGGUGACACUGAACGAUGAGAUAUCUACCUGUCUUAUCGCUAAUCUUACGGACCAGCUCAAAGGUGACGUUCUUGCUUAUUAAAAUAGAGACUCCUCUUUUUUUUGUGGAGCAGCAGGAGUGGUGAUCUAUUGGAAACCAGGGGGAGUUAAAUUUAGGCCGUGAACCCCAUUUAAAAUGGGUUUCUUGAAAGAAGGCUACCUGCGCCUUACAUUUUUUGGCUUCUAAAAGUGCCAGUCUUCGCUUAUGGGGCGUGUACAGCCCUUUGGCAUUGAGAGAAAGUACAGUGAUUGACAUCCUCACCGCUAUAAUCAGGUGGGCAGGGAGGUAAAGGCUAUGCCGUGCUACUCAGCCCCUAGUGUCACCUUAUUUCGUCAAGUGCGUGGGUGGGGGUUGGAGGGGUGCGGUAGGGUUCAACGUAUAACAAUACAACUUGAACUAUAUACAAAACCCGUUAGCUGGGUGGCUUAGUGCAGAAAUCUGCCGACGGGUAAGGAAAUGGCUUACUAAGUAAGCCGAGUGGGGCUCUGUGGGUGCUGGUAGGUAUUACCUGUUACGGUUUUCCUAUGUUACCUAGAAUAAGAAAAUUUUUUUUUUUUUUUUUUUGAUUAUAGUGCCCUGAGUUACCGGGCGCAACGCUAUACGUGUGCGUCCCUCUAUUGAUAUACCGUAUAGGUAAUAUUUCUUAACAGUACAAUUAAGUUUAGGAAAAAAGAAUAACAGUGCCAAUUAAGUAACGUAAACAGUAAAGCGGUUCUCCGCCUGGGUGGGCUCUCGGCUGUGAGACACCUUGCAAGUGAGCACAGCUGCGAGGGUGCACCGGGGGGGAACUAGUUGUAUAGUUCUUGUGUGGGAUACAUAUCUGUACUCCAUCAGUGGUGUUCUACAUCCUUGGGCCUCGCUGGAUGGUGUGGCGUCUUCUGUGGUUCUGCCGCGUGCCAUGGGACAGGUCGGUAGUCUCGGGGUUGUUCUCUGGGUGAUGAGGGUGCUGGAGAACUGGCUACGUCAAGUCGGAUGUUCCAUUCUUUGAGCAAUUUUGCGCCAUCUCUUGGGGUAAAGAUUACCAAAUCCACUCCAUUUCGUUUCAGUAGUAUCUUCGUGGGAUAUCCCCAUUUGUACGGGAUAGCAGCAUUCCUAAGCGCUGCGGUUACAGGUGCAAACGCUCGUCUCUUGGUCAUGGUUGCCGCUGACAGGUCAAUAAACAGUUUGAUAUCAGCAAACGGCUUUGGCAAUGAUGGGUUAGAUCUGGAUGCUUGCAUUAAGCGAUCUUUGACCUCAAAGUAAUGGAUUCUGGUGAUUACAUCUCUCGGUGUAGUUGGAGGUAAUUGCUUCGGCUUCGGUAAUCUGUGAGUGCGAUCUAAGCGCAGGUCUGAGGUUUCCAAUGCCGGAAUGAGCGCCUUGAACAGCUCUUUAACGAAUGUGGCCAGAUCUUGAGGGCCUACUGUUUCAGGGACACCUCGUAGCCGUAUAUUGUUUCUCCUGUCCCUGUCCUCGUUAUCAGCGAUUUUGCUCUCUAGGAAUU
Messenger RNA from Pelobates cultripes (western spadefoot toad), 29715 nucleotides. The record is from the annotation of a GenBank genome assembly. NCBI's taxonomy places the organism in Eukaryota, Metazoa, Chordata, Amphibia, Anura, Pelobatidae.